This is a messenger RNA of Lasiodiplodia theobromae, 1572 nucleotides long. RefSeq lists its product as uncharacterized. Lineage: Eukaryota; Fungi; Ascomycota; Dothideomycetes; Botryosphaeriales; Botryosphaeriaceae. The record is from RefSeq and is a predicted model, not a curated record. The transcript has a single exon. The coding region runs from base 1 to 1572 and encodes 523 amino acids.
AUGUGCGAUUCACCUCGCGACACGCUCCCACUACCGGCCGAGAUAACGCGGCGGAUCCUAUUCUUUGUCUCAGAGCCAACCAUCACUUACGAUGGCCGUAAACGGACGUACAAGUACGACCGGCCGCGCAACCUCCACCACCCGCCCGGCGACAUCCAAAACGCCCGGCUCGUGUGCAAGACAUUCGCCGACCUGGGAGCAGAGUUCCUCUUCCAGAACCUGAUCAUCUCGGCAGACCACCGCCAGCUCGCGCACGUCAAGGAGAUCGCCGAGCACAAACGUCUCUGCAAGGCGGUGCGCAGCCUCUACUACGACAGCAGGACCUCGCACACCCUGUGGGCCCACGACGACUCCGACUCGAUCUCGGACUCGGAGGACGACCAAUGGGGCAUCAACAAAGGCCCGCACUACCGCCGCAAGCAAAAGCGCUACUACCACGAGCAAGAAGACAUCCUCGACCGCUCCCUCGACACCGAGUGCCUCCGCACCGCCCUCGCCACCACCCUGACGGCCGUGACCCGCGUGCGCUGCAAGCCGCGCGAGCGCUUCGACCAUCAUCACCGCGACCCUGGCGACGUCUCGUCGCCGACGCGCAACCACGCCGCCGCCAGCAACGACGGCCGCGACUCACGCCCGCUCUACCACCUCGCCGCCGCCAUGACGGGCGUGCCGGCGCACAACAUCCGCACCCUCUCCCUCGCCUUCGACGUCACCCUCCUCGCCGACGCCAAGCUCGCGCCCGCCCGCUUCGCCUCCCUGCGCGCCGCCCUGGCGCCCGUCACGAAUCUCACGCUCGCCAUCCGCGCCAGCGGCGACGACGAUGACUACGACGCGGGCGACGGCGACCUGUCGGCGGCGGCGGCCCGUUCAGACAGGUUCGCUCGAUACGCCGAGGCCUUCGGCACGCACAGCAGCACCGCCUCCCUCUGCCGCGCGCUGCUGGCCGACCCGGCGACGCUGGCCGCCCUCGCCGACGCCACGUCGCCCGCCCUGCACCGCUUCAAGCUCAACCUCAGCGCCGACGGCCGGCGGCGGUCCGGCUAUGCGGCGUUCCGCUACGACGACGCGCUGCCGCUGAGCUGCUACCUCGGCUCUGCCGCCGCUGCGAGCGAUGAUGGCGCGAGCACCAGCAGCAGGUGGCCGGCGCUGCGGUAUCUCUAUCUCGGCUGCGUGGGCGUGACGCAGGAUGAGCUGGUGCCGUUCCUGCUGGCGCGGAGGAAGACGCUGGCGUUUGUCGAGUUCGACCGCGUCACGCUGCACCGGGGCCAGUGGUGUGUGGUCGGCGCGGUGGUGCUGAAUGCGUGUCCGACGUGGCGGUGGGCGAAGAUGAGUGGGUUGAGGCAGGUCGAGAAGAGGAGGGAAGUUGUGGAUUUGCCGAUGGAGGUGGUGGAGGCGAUCCGGGAGGUGGAGGAGGAGGAAGAGGAAGAGGGGCGGUGGAGUGGGGAGAAGAGGGAGGGACCGAGGAGGGUUAGGUGGGAUGAGUGUUACUUUGCGGAGGAGGAUGGGAGUUCGACCCUCUUUGGUGGGGUGGAUCCGGAGGCAGAGGGGCCUGGGUAUGGGAAUCCGGUGUGA